CCCGCCUCCUCCCCAGCUACUUCCUGGUGGAACCCACGUGGACCGCGCCAAGCGAGCAUCCAAACAACAACAUGGCCAGCAACGGGCUCACCUACGACGGCUGCAACUUCUUCAGGCAACGCCUGGUUUUGUCCACGCUGAGCGGGAAGCGUGUGAAGAUCCGCAACAUCAGGUCCAAAGAGGAUGACCCGGGCCUGCGGGAUUUUGAGGCCAGCUUCAUCAGACUUCUUGACAAAGUGACCAACGGCUCCACGAUAGAAAUAAACCAGACAGGCACCGUGUUGUUCUACAGGCCAGGGUUACUUUACGGGGGCUGCAUAGAACACGACUGCAGCCUGCAGCGCUCCGUUGGCUACUACUUGGAGGCCCUGCUCAUGCUCGCGCCCUUCAUGAAGACUCCUCUGAAGGCCACCCUCAGGGGCGUCACCAAUGACCCCACGGACCCAACGGUGGAUAUGCUGAAGUUCACAGCUCUUCCUGUGAUGAAGAAGUUUGGCAUCGAUGGCGAGGGCUUGGACCUUAAGGUGUUGAAGAGAGGAAUGGCGCCCGGCGGUGGCGGGGAGGUGUUGUUUACGUGUCCUGUCAGGAGGAUCAUCAGGCCCGUGCAGCUCACAGAGCCAGGGAAGAUCAAAAGAAUUCGAGGUGUGGCAUAUUCAGUCAGAGUUUCCCCUCAGAUGGCAAACAGGAUUGUGGAGUCGGCCCGAGGGGUCCUGAACCAGUUCAUUCCAGACAUCUACAUCCACACGGACCACAUGAAAGGAGUCCACUCUGGCAAGUCGCCUGGUUUCGGUGUGACGCUGGUAGCGGAGACUCUGGAAGGUGUUUUUCUCAGCGCCGAGAUGGCGUCCACGCCGCAGGGACAAGGAGACCCCGUUUUGCCCGAGGACCUCGGACGCAACUGUGCCAAGCUGCUGCUGGAGGAAAUACAUCGGGGCGGCUGUGUGGAUUCGUCCAAUCAGAGCCUGGCGCUGCUCCUGAUGACCCUUGGCCAACAGGACGUGUCGAAGCUCUUGCUUGGCCCGCUCUCGCCGUACACGGUGGAGUUCCUCCGACACGUUAGAGACUUUUUCCAGAUCAUGUUCAAAAUGGACGUGCGGAAGCCUUUAGAGGACGAGAGGAAAGGCGGCGAGAAAGUCCUCAUGACGUGCGUCGGGGUGGGUUACAGCAACUUAAACAAAACCCUGAAAUAAACCAAGCCUUUUCUGCACAAA
Messenger RNA from Nerophis ophidion (straightnose pipefish), 1211 nucleotides. RefSeq names its product RNA terminal phosphate cyclase-like 1 (gene rcl1). Lineage: Eukaryota; Metazoa; Chordata; Actinopteri; Syngnathiformes; Syngnathidae. The record is from RefSeq and is a predicted model, not a curated record. Gene Ontology annotation, cellular component: nucleolus. Bases 72 to 1190 code for a protein of 372 amino acids. The transcript is spliced from 9 exons. Gene Ontology annotation, biological process: ribosome biogenesis; endonucleolytic cleavage of tricistronic rRNA transcript (SSU-rRNA, 5.8S rRNA, LSU-rRNA). Gene Ontology annotation, molecular function: RNA endonuclease activity.